Messenger RNA from Schistocerca serialis cubense, 895 nucleotides. Its product is annotated as protein SREK1IP1-like. Gene Ontology annotation, molecular function: zinc ion binding; nucleic acid binding. The record is from RefSeq and is a predicted model, not a curated record. The transcript has a single exon. Lineage: Eukaryota; Metazoa; Arthropoda; Insecta; Orthoptera; Acrididae. Bases 128 to 583 code for a protein of 151 amino acids.
GUAGGUCCGGUAGUUGAGCAUCCCUCAUUUCGCUAGCUUUAGACGCCUGUGAAGUGUGUAUACAUUGCUGUAACUAGUGUUUUUCUGAAUGUUUUCGGGUUAUGUGCAUGUAAUUACAGUGGAAUGAAUGGAUCCAGAAAUACUUGCUCGACUUAUACCACAGGGAAAGGAGACGGUACGCCCCGCAUGCAAGAAAUGUGGCUACGCAGGACAUUUGACGUAUCAGUGUAGAAAUUUUCUUAAGGUUGAUCCAAACAAGGAAAUUGUCCUCGACAUUAGUAGUACGAGUAGCGACAGUGCUGAUGAUUACUUGACACCGUUAACGGAAUUACGUGAGAAGGAACUAAAGAAAAAGCUGAAGAAAGCCAAGAAAAUUGCUAAGAAGAAAAAGAGGAAGAAAAAGAAAACAAAGAAAUCGAAAGAACGUGACAGAUCCCGGUCUCGUUCUAGAUCAGAGAGUGACACCGAAAGUGAAUCAGAAAGUGACAGUGAUAAGAAACACAAAAGACAUAAAAGAAAGAAGCAUAAAAAACAUAAGAAAUCGACGCACCCCUCAGAUGACAGUGCAAAUGAAUCCGACUGAUUUACACCGUUAGCGUCGUGCAAACUGCCUUUGAGACUUAUCGACGCAGUGAAGCAUGGUGUUAAAUUACUUUUUGUUCAGUGUGGUUGUUGCAUGCAACGCUUUCAUUUCGAAGAACCAGGUGUGUUUAGUUCACGAAUGACAGACGAAAAACCUACACGGCUAGAUUACUAAUGAAUGAUGCAGAACUUGUGUGCAAAUUAUUUAGAUUUUUUAAAAAUUUACGUCGUUCAACAAAGUAUGAUGUGCCUUUUUUGUACUGAUCAGUGUUUUUGAAAACAAACCUGGUUUUGAAUGUAUUUUGAACGCAAA